This is a messenger RNA of Melanotaenia boesemani (Boeseman's rainbowfish), 1588 nucleotides long. It is a transcript of the gene twsg1a, whose product is annotated as twisted gastrulation BMP signaling modulator 1a. The coding region runs from base 631 to 1299 and encodes 222 amino acids. Lineage: Eukaryota; Metazoa; Chordata; Actinopteri; Atheriniformes; Melanotaeniidae. Gene Ontology annotation, biological process: regulation of BMP signaling pathway. The record is from RefSeq and is a predicted model, not a curated record. The transcript has 5 exons.
UGGAGCGGUGCUGGGGGCGGAUGAGCUACAAAUGAGCGCAGGGACGCGCCUCAGCGGGAAGCCCGAUCAGAUUUACAGCUUCCGAGUCGCCCUUUCUCACCUAAUGAGCGCACUCUCAAUGCCACUGAUAGGAGAGGAGACAAAGGACUCUUUAAUGGGGAGGGGGGAAGCUUGAAAAGAAAGGAUUUGCUUGUGUAAAGGAAGGCAAACAAGAGCCCACCUCACCUGGACAGGCUGCAGAUCAACUUUACGCACGACAUUUUUUCUUUUACGCCCAACAGUUUUUACUAUUGGAGUUUAAUGAUGCGCCGAGGCGGAUUAUUCUUCUGAGAUUCCCUCUGGACUUUCAGCUGGCUUGUGAGUGACCUGAGGCCCGGUGUUUUUUGUUGUUUUCUUUGCCCCUCCACAGACAUUUGCUAGAAAAUGGAGUGUGUGCCUUUAAGGCGCCCGACUGCCUGUCGCUUUGUGCUGCGCAGAGACUGACGCCCUCUGGACACAGUGGACACUUGAGCGGCGGCAGAGCACCAUCCUGGAGAGGUUCAAAGAAAAAAACAGCCACUGUCCCCCCUUAAAAAAAGAGAGAAGAAGAGACCUUGUUAACUGCAUUGUGGUGUUUCCUGUUCUGUCAGGAUGAGGCCUGGUCAGCUGAUUCUCGCCGCCACCGCAGCUCUCCUCUUCCUCCUGUCAGGACUAUCUCUGACCUCCGGCUGCAACAAAGCCCUCUGCGCAAGUGACGUCAGCAAGUGUCUCAUCCAGGAGCUUUGUCAGUGUCGUCCGUCCGAUGGGAACUGCUCCUGCUGUAAAGACUGCAUGCUCUGUCUGGGGGAUCUCUGGGAAGAGUGCUGCGAUUGCGUGGGGAUGUGUAACCCCAAGAACUACAGCGACUCUCCUGCUACAUCAAAGAGCACAGUCGAGGAGCUGCACCGCCCGAUCCCCUCGCUGUUCCGUGCCCUCACUGAGGGUGACGCGCCGAUCAACAUGAUGGUGGUGUCCUUCCCCGUUGCAGAGGAGCUCUCGCAUCACGAGAACCUGGUUUCCUUUCUGGAGUCGCUCGACAACCAGCAUCAGAAUGUGUCGGUGCCUGGCAAUAGCAUCCACACCAGCUACGACAACCAAGAGAACAUGUGCACGGUGGUCUACUUUGACGACUGCGUGUCCAUCCGUCAGUGUAAACUAUACUGUGAGUCAAUGGGAGGAUCAAAGUACCGCUGGUUUCACAACGCUUGCUGCCAGUGCAUCGGACCGGAGUGCGUGGACUACGGCAGCAAGGCUGUGAAGUGUUUGAACUGUCUGUUCUGAAGGGUGGGCACAUAUUGGUACCAAAUGUCUGGUCCGUCCCAGAGGACUGAGGACAGAGGAACUUAUGACUGUUAUGUGUUAGCAUUCCUCAGUUACCUUGUAAAAUACCCCCCAAAGCCCCUCUCCUAUCCCUGCAAAAUGUUUUAUUCUGCUGUUAUUGUUUCACUGUAUAUUUUUAGAUAUGUUUUCAAUAGUGUUUUUUUUACUAGAGGUGUAUAUGAAUAAUGUAUUUUUGCAAUAAUGGUCAGCUAAAUCCCAGUCUCAUGCCAAAUAAAGACAAAUUUGGUGA